UUUCAGCAAAAAGCUAAUGUUCAAGGUCAUAUAGACAGUUGACUGCUAAUUAAUUCCCCAUAUCAACUUCAUAUGGUCGUAUUAUAGCAGUUGUGUUUACAGUUUGCUUCUGCUGCUCAGAGUGGCCAAAAAGUCCAUUAGUAUGUGUUUAAUGGUGCUUUGAAAGUUACAGCCACUUUAACAUCAAAUUAACUUUCAGUUAAUAUUUGUGGAUGUCUGAUGAAAGCGUCUGUUGUUAAUUUGACAGGAAUCCAUAUAUCAUUUGGAGAUAUUUUUAACACCGGCUGUGCAUUUUCUCUGUUUUUUCCCUUAAAAUUUCUUUUGUGUUUUCUAAAGUCUGUUACAGGGGGAAACUGGAGAACCCAGGUGCAGACACAGAAACAGGAAGACAAGAGGAAAUUAGGAAAGGGCUUUAUUUAACAAAACAAGAGCUAAGACAAUACAAAAGGGAACCUGGAUUGAGGGAGAAAGCAAACCUAACUAAAUACAAAAUAUGCAAAAACGAAACUAACUAUUAAAUCCAACACUGAAGUCCAAAGGAAAAUCCCAACCACUAACAACAAGGAAAUACAGUACUCACAACCAGUCUAUGAUCCAGCAGAGUGUAAGUGAAUGCACAAGGCUUAAAUACCUGGAGGUGAGGUAGUGAGCAGGUGAGUUGAGUUAGCUGAUUACUGCAGCUGACAACCAUUGCAGUAAUCAGCAGGGAGAAUGCAGGCAGGUGAAGCAGGCAGCGCAAGGGGGCGAGUGAACAGGAAGAGAGAGACAGGAGGGGGAGAUGAUAGACAGAGGGAGCCAAAGAGAGAGGUCAGAACAGAAACAGAUCAGGAACAAUAGGAGAAGGAAGGAAAAAGAGGGAAAAGGAGGAAGAAGGGCAGAUGCAGAAGCAGAAGCAGGGAUCAUAACAAAGUCCUGCUCCAGUGAUUGAUUAAACCCCUAGAAAUGCAUCACUGUUGAUCAAAGUUGCAUCUUAAGAAGUUUUUUUUCUAUCAACAUUAUCUCUUAAUUUCUUAAAAUUACUGUGAUGUAACUCUGCACUUUUGCCUCUUUUUGAGUGUGGCUCUAUGAAGUCCCAGCAUACCUACAACUUUGCUCAAACAAUCUAAAAUUUCCCUGCUGUAUUAUUGGAGUAAUCUUCAAACUAAAAUGCAUUUCUCUGUGUUUCCUCAUUCCAGGGAACUACACGCUUCAUGUGCACAUCUCUAAUCAGUAUGACAACACCGUUGCAUCCAUGAAGAUAAAUGUCAGCCCUCUGUUAAAAAGCCUCCUCAUUUCUACUUCCACUUUAAUGCCCCUCGUCAAACAGACUGUCUAUCUGGAAGCUUCCAUCCAGCCCUCUGAUUUUGCAGUCUUCUACACAUGGGACUAUAAUGAUGGUUCCAGAACUGUUCAAAGCAACCAUUGUAAAGUCAGCCACAGUUUUGGAUCUGCAGGAGUUUACAACAUCACAGUAUAUGCCAGCAAUACUCUUACUUCUCUGACAGCCUGGCUUGUGGUGGUUGUAAUGGAGAAAAUCUCUGGAUUAACUGUCACCUACAACGGACCAAAUGAAGUAGGUUCUGCUAUACAUUUCAAAGCUAAGGCUGCCACUGGUACCAGUCUCAAAUGGGAUUUUGACUUUGGUGAUGGGUCUCUGCAGGAAAAUCUUACAGAUGGUUCUGUCUCCCACAUCUAUAAGUUUCCAAGGAACUAUACAGUAGAUGUAACUGUGUCUAAUUCUGUCAGCCAGGCUCAUCAGUCUGUCACUGUUGAGGUCUAUAGUUUGAUUGUUAGUGGAAUUUUCCCAAAAGAAUGCAUCAUGAGUGGAAAAAACACACAGUUUGUGGCUGUGGUAAAUGGAAACAUAUCCAGCUUGACCUUCCACUGGCUGUUCGGAGAGGAUUCUUCUUUGACUGUGGUGACAGGACAUUCGACAGCCAUGCAUACAUUUCCAAACUCUGGGAUUUUUCAUGUUAAUCUAACUGUAUUUAGCUCCAUUACAUCUGUGUCAUUUAGCACAGUUAUCUGUGUUGAGAGUCCAAUAACUAAUGUUGAGCUACAGUCAUCAAAAGAUGUAGUGACUGUUGGAGAAGAGGUGUGCUUCAGAGUGUUAGUUUCCCCCAAACAAAAGUCAGGCUACCAAUUUAAGUGGUUGAGCAAGUCAUCUGGGCUCGCUGCUAUGACAGAAAACCCUCAGAAGUGUUUUGUAUUUAGAGAUGAAUGUGUUGAAGAGGUGUCUGUAAUGGUGAGUAACAAAGUCAGCACCAGAACUUCCAAAGCUAUUAUCACCAUCCAAAAACCUGUGAGUAACUUCUCUGUUGUGCACAAUGGUCAAAGUGACACACUGACAGUCAAUACAUUAGCUUCCUUUUGGGUUUUGAGUUGCACCGGCAGCAAUGUGUCAGUGCUGUGGGACUUUGGAGAUGGAUCUCCAGUGGAGCAGAAGCACAACGUGUCACAUGUUUUUACCUCCACGGGUCAAUUCACAGUCACUGCCACAGCAUUUAAUGCUGUUAGUCAGGAUACAGCAACCGUGAAAGGGAACGUUUUACUCGCUGUUUCAGAUCUUUCACUUCAUACCAACCAUUCUUAUGCUGCAGUAGGAGAGGAAACUCUAAUCACAGCAAUUGGCAGUUCUCUUAGCAGCACAACCUAUGACUGGACAGUGGAAGGUAUAACUUCAUUCAAGCAGGGGACUCAUCAGUUUAGAUUUAUUUUCCCCAAACCAGGAGUAUAUCGAGUGAAGGUUAUAGCACAGAACUUAGUGAGAAGAAUGGAGGCCGCCAUCUUAAUUGAAGUCUUUGAAAGAAUAGACGGCCUGCAAAUUGAAUGUCAAAACCUGACAAAUGAGAAAUAUGUAUCAACCUUCGAGGACCUGCACUUUAUUGCUGCAGUCAUCAAAGGCUCCAAUGUCACUUAUCACUGGCUUGUUACACAAAACAAUGCAAAUCGACAAAUUACAGGCGAUGGAAAGCUUUUUCAUGCCUUAGCUGAAAGUCCUGGCAGUAUUUCAGUUCAGCUCAAAGCUUCUAAUAUCUUGGGGGAGGUCCACAGCAGUGUUUCUGUAGUGGCAGUAGAACGUGUAACAAAUGCACGCAUAGCAACAUUUUCAAAUGCUGUGGCAGUGGGAAAAUUAGUAAACAUCUCUGUGUUUGUGGAUACAGGAUCAGACCUGGAGUACUUUUGGUAUGUGAACACAGAUCUUUCACCCAUGCAGAGACAUGUACCCUUUCUUCUCCACACUUUCACAAGUCUGGGUCAGUGCUUUGUCACAGUUUCAGUUCAGAACUUUGUUAGCCAGAGUAAUGACACCAAGCAGUUUUUGGUUCAGGAAAAGGUACAAGGUCUGGACUUUCAAAUCAACAAUAGGAAACAUCCAUUUUACUUCAAUGCAAGUGCUGGUCUCUCUUUUCAUGGAAUCAUCCACAAGGGUAGUGAUCUGCACUGGGACUGGAAAGUUGGAACUGCCAAGCAGAAUCUAUUUACCUCAACCAGUCAAACCUUUAUCUACAGGUUUCCACAUGCAGGAAUCCACCAGGUGUAUUUGAAUGUUUCCAAUAGAAUAAGUUGGCAGAUGGUUUCACACAGUGUCACAGUCCAGGAAUCAAUCAAAGGUCUUCUGCUUAACAUUAGCAAGUCCUCUUUAUGCAUUGGGGAGCAAGUUACAGUUUUCCCAUCAAUCUCCAAAGGAAGCAAUGUAAGCUUUAAAAUAACAUUCCAAGACAAAGACUGGAUUCAUAGUCAGGAUAUUUCUAAAGGCCACAUUACCACAUCAAGCCUUCCAGUUGGGAAACACCAAGUUACAGUAAAAGCUUUGAAUCAGGUCAGUAGUGCCGAGGCAUCAUCUAACAUUAUAGUAAGUAAGAGUAUUCAAGGUUUGCAACUUGUAAACUGUUGUUCCACAACUUUAGAGGCUCUAAAAGGAAUCCAAUUCAAGGCCGAAGUUCAAAGUGGGUUUCCAGUUGACUAUACCUGGAUCUUUCACUUGGGGAGUUCUGAGCUUACAAAGCUCAUGGGACAGGAAGUUACCUUUACUCCACCAGAGAGUGGUUCAUUGUCUGUUAGUGUGCUAGCCAGCAAUGGAGUCUGCACCAAGACGAUAAAUGAUACUGUAACAGUUGAGUGGCCUGUUAAGAAAAUCAGCGUUGCCUGUCAUUCAGAGAAAAUAUUUGUUGGACAUGCUGUCAGGUUUUCUGCAACAGUGAAAGAAGGAAGCAAUGUCAGAUACCGCUGGGGCUUUGGAGAUUCUUCAGAAGUGUUGGUGACAGAGUCCAAUGCUGUCAAUCACACUUAUUAUUCUACUGGGAAAUACAGUGUUGUGGUCAAAGCACUCAACAAGGUCAGCCAUGUGUCCACACAGCUGCACAUGGCGGUGGAAGAGCUUCAGUGUUCAAACCCUCAGGCCUCCCUGCUCCAGAGAGAGUCUACUAUCUUCAAGUCUAGACCAAGUUUCUUUGAAGCAAGUGUGGACAUUAACUGCUCUGCUUACAAGACUACAUAUCUCUGGGAAAUUUUUAGAGAGUCAAAUGGCACCAAAGGCAACCCAGGCAAUAAAGUUGCUCUCAAAAGUCAAGAGGAUACAACUUCACCUUUUCUCUUUCUUCCAAAGCAUGCUCUUGAUGUGGGGCACUAUUUCCUAGUGUUUACAGUUUUUUUACAUGGAACUCCUCUCCUCAUCCAGCAGAAGGACAGCAUCACAGUGAUCCACUCCCCGUUAGUAGCCAUCAUCAAGGGAGGCUCCCACCGACUGUGGCCCAGCCUUAGUGAUCUCGUCCUGGACGGAUCAGAGUGUCAUGACCCUGAUAUGGAGCCAGGAGUAGAGGAUACCCUGCAGUAUCACUGGACCUGGAUGACAGCUAACUCCACAGAGUUUCCUCUUGUAAAGCAGCCCACUGGGAGUAUCAGCAGCAGGAUAACAGUACUCAACACUCAGCUGCACUCAGACACAGUUUACAUUUUUACUCUGACUGUGCACAAGAAAGGGAGAUCUGCCUCUGUCAACCAGACGGUAACCGUGACUGAAGCUCCAGUGCUUCCUGUGACGGUACAAUGUGUAUCUUGUUCUGUCCAAUCUCCCGCUACACAAAUCAGCUACAACACCCCUCUUGUCCUUGUUGGACAAUGUCAACAAUGUGACGACCAAGCUCAGUACAAAUGGAACGCUCGGGACCAGAGCGGCCUGACCCUUGAUCUUGAUGAAGCCACCACCUCUACAGGGAGAUAUUCUCAUUACUUAGUGGUGCGUUCAGGUGUCUUGCAUCCAGGGCGGACUUAUUCCUUUGCUCUUGAUGUAUCCCAGCCUGGCAGCGGGCAUUUCGGCAGCGCCAGCCAAAUGAUACAAUCCAACAGUCCACCACAUGGUGGCCAGUGUGAUCUGAGUCCAGAGUCAGAUAUACAUCUGCUGGAGACAGUGGUCACAUACAGCUGUUCAGGGUGGCGGCAACAUGACGAAAGUAUGGCCUCUCAGCUCAUCUUUACCUUCCAAGUGGCAUCAUGCCAGCACAUUAGCACUGUGUGCCCACUGCUUACUAUCUAUAGGGGUACUCGCUCAACAUUUAGCAGUCUGGUCCCAAUGGGAAGUCCUGGGGAGCAAAAGAACAUGUCAGUUAUUACUCUUGUUCUGCUGAUAGAAGACCAUCUGGGGGCAAAGGUCCUAGCUCUAAACAGAACACUGACUGUUGAAAAUCAUAAAAGUGAUGAAGUUGCCAGUCAGUGGCUCAGAAUCAAGAGUGAGACAGAACUGUGGGCUUUAGUCCAACAUGGCAACCCUCAGGAGAUCGUCCCUUAUUCCAUUGCACUUACCAGCAAGCUCAAUCAGAUGGAGUCUAAGUGGACUGCAGAGGAACUCAUGGACAGGAGGGAGAUCCGUGAAAAUGUGACCAAGGCUCUCACUUCUCUCCCUGUGUCCUCCUUGCUGGAUGUUGAUCAGAUCAGCUCAGCACUUUCACAAUCUACGGCAGUUCCCAGUGAGCUGAUAUGUGAGAGCUGUCAGGAGAGGAUUUUAGAAGCUGUGGAGAAGAUGAUCCAUGUUAUAGAGGAGCAGAUGAGUCCUGCUGUUUUACCAGCUGCUGACACAGGAAGAAACAUCCUUAGUGUUAUAGGUAGCACCCUGGUUGCGGUGUCUGAGUCAGUCAGUGCUUCCAGUUCUCACCCAGCCUACUCAAGCUCUCUGCAGGCGGCUUCAGUGAUCGCCUUGUCAGCGCUGAGCCAUGCUGGAGCCCUGAUGCGCGCCCUGCUGCAUUCUCGUGUACAUGAGGAGGUGCCACUUUCGCUCACCACCAACUACAUCCACACAGUUGGUUUCCAAGGAGACCCCUCUGACCUUCUUUGCACUCAUCAGUUAAACUGGUGCAGCCAACAACCUAUCACUUCCUCUCAUUCCUCAUCACCCAACAGAGAUAAAAGGUCUCACCCAUGCCAGUUUUACAUCCCUGCAUCACUUACUGCCCACCUGAAGAGUCAGAGAUCUGAGGUGGUGCAGGUGUUGUUUGAUGUUGAUGGAGCUCUGGAGUCCAACCCUUUGCUGACAGCGGCCAACUCUCUGAUCUCCACCACUCUGGUUGCCAUGGAGCUGACCACUCCACAAGGUGAACCCAUAUCCAUCCAGGAUCUGGAUCCUGAACAGGCCAUACGAGUCACCCUGCCCAACAAGUACCCUGUGGAACAGGGUGAUGGAGGAGAUGGGAGAGAAGGUGAAGUUGGGAAUGGGACAUGUCUUAUUGUGACACUCCCGCUUGAAGGAACGUUGAACUUCACAGUAAAAGCUCUGGAUGACCUGGAUGAAAAUGCGGGUUUAUAUAUCUCCUUCAACUUCAGCCUGGCUCCAGGCGCUACUUCAGUGAGCCUGGGACAUGUCAAGACAGAAGUGAGCUCUGCAGUGCCGAGGACUAAUGCCUCCCAGGGUUCCCUGGUGAGAGAGUGGGAUCUUACUCUUUCUGAUCUGGCCAGCUCCUCAGAGGAAACUAUUUUUCUGUCUCCACUUCUGAAUGGAACAGACCAGCCUCUGUCCGUCAACCUGACCUCCUCUGUGGUCGACGGCGGUCCUGUUCAUGUGUCAGUGUGUGUCUUCAGCUCUCUGUGCCAGUACUACAGUGUGAAGGAGAGGAGGUGGAACAGUGAUGGUCUGCAGCCACUGGAGGGAAGCACACUCCACACAGCCCACUGCCUCACCCAGCAUCUCACCAUGUUUGGAGCCAGUUUAUUUGUUCGUCCUGGGGCCGUCGUUCUGUUGCCACCGUCAGGAGGACCCAGGCGGAACAUGGUGGUAGGGAUUGUGUGUGCUGUUCUGGUUUUAAUUCACCUGCUGGUGGGGCUCAUUGCCCACAAACUGGACCACUUGGACAGCCUCAGACGAAGCCAGGUCCCUCUGUGCGGCCGGCCAGGUCUGUACCACUACAGAGUUCUGGUCAAGACUGGCAGGAAGCCAGGAGCAGGCACCACAGCCCAUGUUGGCAUCAGUCUGUAUGGUGUGAACAAGAGCGGCUCUCGCCAUCUGCAAAGGGAUGGAGCUUUUCAGCGUGGCAGCCUGGACCAGUUUCACAUGGAGACAGAUGACAACCUGGGAGAGGUUUGGAAAAUUCGGAUCUGGCACGAUAACACAGGUUUGGACCCAUCGUGGUAUGUUCAGCAUGUGGUGGUGUGGGACGCUCAGACAGACCACAUGUUCUUCUUUGUGCUGGAGGACUGGCUCUCUGUGGAGAACCAGAAGAACGGCACACUGGAGAAGGAAAUUCUAGCCUCAUGUCCAGAGGAGCUCACUCAUUUUGGACGGGUACUCACCUCCCAGCUCAUGUUUGGGAUGGUGGAGCACCACCUGUGGCUGUCGCUGUGGGAACGUCCAGCUCAUGGCUCCUUCACCAGAGGUCAGAGGGUCACCUGCAGCGCCCUCCUGCUGCACCUCUACCUGGCACUGGGUGCUCUGUGGUACGGAGCUAUCAGCACCGAAGGGCACAGUGGGCCGGUGUCAUCCCAUCUGCUGGUUAACAUAGAGACGGUUGCUGUGGGGAUGACUGUUGCCAUGCUGGUGUUUCCUCUUCAGUGUUUCCUCUGUUUCCUAUUUAGGAAAGCUCACAGUCAGGUAACCGUGGACAUGUCAGUUCCUCCCUCUCCGGUGUGUCAGUCUGUGGAGAUGGACGUCUACCUCGGCCAGUCGAAGCUCUCUGGUCCUUCCUUUCUGUCUCUACCAGAUUCAUCUGGUCCAGUCCGAGACAGUCCUUCAUCUUUGCUGGAGAGCAAAGCGUUAAACUCUAGCAUCCUGGACUUCUGGGCUACCUCUGGCUUGGCACCCCAAACAGAUGGAAACAGCCUCCUCAAUCUACCGGCAGGUUCACUAUCCACAAAGACAACCCUUUCCCCCAGCCUCUGCAAGUCUUCACCUAUGCAGGGCCCUGGACGCCAGCUAAGACGGAAAAAGGCAUUAAUGCAGCUCCACCUGACCUCACCCGUCUCCCCUGUCUCUCUUUUCUCUUCCUCUUGCACACUUUCCCACACUGAAGACAUUUCUAGUUCUCACAUCUUUUCUGCUGAAUCAGGCCGGAAGUCUCUUAAUCUGAACCCCAACCCAGUUCAAGUUUACAACCACAAUCUGACCACACUUCUGACUCUAUCUGAGGAAGAUCUGCUAAUGUCUAUAGCAGCAGCAGAAGACACAGCAGAUGCAGUCAACAGCAACUCAGACAGUGGCCGGGACUCCCCUAGAACCACGUCGUCAUUCUCAACUACCACCUCCUGCAGCAGCUGGUCAGAGCAGAGUGAGGGUAAAUCGCUGUGUGGAGCAGAGAUCCGUAAACCGGAGCUUCAGUCCUACCCCUGGCUGUGCAGGGUAGGGCUCUAUAAGCGUCCGUCUGUGAUUUCUGUGGAUUCAGUGGCCAGCACCUUCCUGCCAAGUCCUUCUCCUGACUCCACUCGUGCCUCCUCUACAACACGCAUAGGUGUUGCUCGCUGUCAGCCCACCAAGCAGCUCCCUCCCUGGGCCCUGUGUGCGAUUUACCCUCUGGUGGCUGUGCUGCUGGGAGCCUGUCUGGCAGUGGUGGGGCUCUAUGGAAGUUUCUUUUCCAGAACGGUAGUACUCAUGUGGCUGAUAUCUGCUCUCUCUGCCUUUCUCACCUCUGCUUUGCUGCUGGAACCUCUCAAGGUGUGUGCGCAGGCCUUGAUCAACACAGUGGUGUGGAGGCCGGUGGAUCCAGAGGUGGAGGAGCAGCUGGCUCAGGAGGCCACUGUGGUAAGGGCAUUCGGAGAGCAUAGUGGAAAGGUUCAACCUCCAUGUGGAUACGGGCUACUGCAGGCAAAAGAGGAAGCCCGCAAAGUCCGAGCUCUGCAGGCACUCAUGAGGCACUGUGUGUGCCAGCUGUUGUUUCUGUUGCUGUUGCUGAUGGUGAACUACCAGGACAGGAUGGAGCAGAGGCAGGGUCGGCUGCUGCACUCUGCUGCCAGAAGACGUCUUCACACAGCACCCUUGGGCUUCCCUAGCCUCACCUCACUCAGAGACUGGUCAGAUGCACAGCAGUGGAUCAGUCACACCUUGGUGCCACACCUCCAUCAAAACCCCACCUUGCUCCUUGUAGGGUUACCACAGCUGCAGUACACAGAUACACAAGGUCCCCAGGCAGUGGACCUUCUGGGAAACAACAGUGUAACAACACUACAACUCCUAGCCGCCACAUGGCGCAUGGCAGGGAAUAGCAAGGAGCAGUUGAAAUCUCUCUCCAUAGACUUCACCCACUACCACAGAGAGUCUAGUUUAUUUAUAAUUGUGUCUGUACAACUAGCGUGGGCUCGGACACAAGGGGUCACUCCCUUCCUCUUCAUCCAUCCUCUCCUCAUCCCUUCAUCCAUCUCAGGAUUGGACCUUCAGGUGGUGCUCACGAUUCUUCUUCUCCUCUCUGCGCUUAUCAUCUUCUUUGGGGAACUGUGGUCUAUGGCAACUGAGUGUGCUCAGUAUCUGUGUCAGUUCCAUCACUGGUUCCAACUCCUCCUGGCCUUCUUAUCACUGACAACAGCUAUGCUGCAGCUCUGCUUCCUGUCUAUUUCCUCUUCAUGCCUUUCCAAGCUGCGUUCCCAUCCAGACAGCUUCAUCCACUUCCACAGUGCAGCACUUCUGGCACUAACAUCUUCUCAGUGUGCUGCUGUCCUGCUCACUCUGCUGGUUUUAAAGCUGCUGGGAACCUUGAGGUUUGUGCGGAGGUGGGUGGUGAUAGGCAGAGUGCUGCAGAGAGCCUGGAGGGAGCUGUGGGCUCUGACUGUCCUAGUACUGCUGCUGUUGCUGCUCUGCACUCACCUCGGAUACACACUUUUUUCCAGGUCAGUGGAAGGUUUUGUGUCUAUACAUCAGGCCGGUGUCUCAUUGCUGUCAAUCCUUCGUGGCCACAUGUUGCUCCAGAAACUGUGCAGGGUCCACCCAGUCCUAGGUCCUCUCUAUGGGCUACUGCUGAUUGGUGGAGGUCUGUGGCUCAUGGCCCGAUUCUGUGGAGCAGUCCUUAUUUCUACAUACAGGGCAGAGCAGGCUGAGUUAUUUCAUCCAGCCAUUGACCCUCAGGACUAUGAAAUGGUGGAGUUCUUUAUCAAAAGACUGAAGCUGUGGAUGGGACUCACCAAAGCUAAACAGUUCAGACACAGGGUGAAGUUUGAAGACAUGGAAAUCCCUCCUUCUCAGUCUUCACAGGAGUCUCGUCUCUCCACCUUGUCUUCUACCCUACCUUCUUCCUGCUCCCCUUCUCUGUUCUCCCCAUUUUCAUCUCCUCGUCCUCUGUCCUCAGCUCUUUCCAUUAGAUCUGAGUACUUGUCCGUGUCCAGUGCUGGCUUUGAAGUCCAGCCUUACCUGGACAACCUAUUGUCCUGCAUUAAUGGUCUGCUGUCUCAAUUUGAUCGGGUCAAUCAGAUAACUGAAGACAUUCACAACCUGGAAAUUAAACUACAGCAGGUGCAGGCCAGGAGAAGGAAAGCAUGGAUAAAAAACAAAGAGGAAAAUGAAGGAAUAUUUGGAGAGUUGGGGAAACCAAAGGCACCAGAUGAAAGGAGGAUAAUGACAGAAGUUAGACCCAGGAAAAUAGGUCUUCUUUUCCCCAGGCCACGAGUCUCCCUUCCAUCCUCAUUUUCAUUCACUCCCUCCACAUUUCAGUCCUCUGCUGCACCAAUUUGCAUUUUUCCACGUACACGCAACUCCUACUCUGAGUCUGAGUCAGUAUCAUUUCAGUCUCAGCCAUUCAGCGAAGCACAUUCAUCCGAAGCUGCCAAGCUUGCACUUGGAAACUUUGGGUUGUGUGCAGGUUCUCCUGGGUUCGGCAGGUUCCCCAGAAGAAGAGCGUGGUAUUCUGGGAGCUCUCAUUCAGCUGAUGCUGCACAGAGGGUCUUCCAGCUACCAGGAGCGGUUUUAUGUAGAAAUGGUGGAGAAAAUGUAGCAUUCACAAACGCCAGACCCAGAAGUGAAGAGGGGGAAAGAAGGCAAAUAAGUGAUGGACUUCCGGUGAAGAGGAAGGCUUGGAUUUCUGAAGGACCACAGACUGAGUAAGACACAUGCAGUGUGAACACUGCUUAAUCUGAAUGAAUCUGGUUGGCAACAGAGGCACUGACUUGCAGCUACAAAGUGUGAAACAGCUGGACUGUUUUUGUUACUUGUUUAACACUGCAUAAUGUAACACUGUUCCAAUGAGUGGACAGACUGCACUGUGUUAACAGGUGCUCUUCAGGCAAAAUGAAGUGGGCGCUAUUGUAUUUUACACAUGGAGAUAAGUUUAGUCAUUACAAAGGGUACAACUCCUUCUUGGGUUCUGUUUUUUUGACAAGACUGAAAUAAAAAAGAACAAAAAAACACUGAUGACAUAGAAAGGGAGAUUGAAACACUCUUUCCUACCACAUUCUGAACUCAUUCAUAAGAAACCAUUUCAAGUUCUUAGGGUAGUCUUUACUACCAUUUAUUUUUUUAAAACCUUACAAUAUUAUCUAAUACACUUACCAUACAAUUAUAUUUCUUAUGACAAGAGACACUGUAAAUGUUUUGCUCCCCAGAGAAAGAAGAUAUGCAUCCAUUUGGCCCAGAAGUUGGUGUAUGUUUAAUGUUUUCAUAUUUUUCCUCCAAACACACACAAUAAACAUUUUUCUAUAGCA
This is a messenger RNA of Acanthochromis polyacanthus (spiny chromis), 12081 nucleotides long. RefSeq names its product polycystic kidney disease 1b (gene pkd1b). Gene Ontology annotation, biological process: kidney development. The coding region runs from base 1232 to 11485 and encodes 3417 amino acids. The record is from RefSeq and is a predicted model, not a curated record. Gene Ontology annotation, molecular function: protein binding. Lineage: Eukaryota; Metazoa; Chordata; Actinopteri; Pomacentridae. Gene Ontology annotation, cellular component: membrane. The transcript has 32 exons.